AUGUAUUCGCGGUCCUUCUUCCGAGCAACAUGGAUUACCACUGGUCUGGAUGCUGGAUUCUGGACCGCGAUGAACAUAAAGCCAAAAUGGCUACGAGACAUAGCAUCACUGGUCUUCACGGCUUACUAUCUCAUAGCUGCUGAACACGCUGACGAGAAAGUUCGUCGGGUCCGUGCUACCCUCACACUGGAGCAUCUACGUGUGUCUUGGAAUAAAGCCACCAGCCCCUACCUGUGGUCAUUGGCGAAACUGCUACGGCCGCGAAUGACUCGGUUCCCGGCUCGAGCGAUUCGUAUUCCUCGCCCGAGGCAGUCUGUUUACACCGAGCCAGUGAAUGCGUGGCUUUAUUUCGAUGGUCCGCUAAGUGCGCUUCGAGAUCAGACUGACAUCGUCCUGGAUGUACCCGGCGGUGGCUUUGUGGCUAUGAGUCCCCGAAACUCGGAAGACAAACUAUUGUCUUGGGCAGGACGUCUCAAGGUACCCAUUCUCAGUAUUGAUUACCAGAAGGCACCGGAAUUCGCAUACCCAUAUGCGCUGCAUGAAUGUUACGAUGUCUACCACAGCAUCAUUGCCACGAACGGUCGUUGUAUGGGUCUGAGUGGUAAGACCCGUCCUCGGGUUCUUGUCACUGGCGAGAGUGCGGGCGGCAACCUAGCAGUGGGCAUGACCUUGAUGGUGUUGCAGUCCGCCAUGGCUCAGGGCUGGCGUGGAGAGGAUGUGCUCCCAGCACCUGAUGGUGUGGUUUUAGGAUACCCUGCAUUGAACAUGAAGGUUGAGAGCUGGAUGAGCGAUGAACAGAUGUCAUUGAUCCAGGAGAAGAGCACCCGCCAGACAAAUCGCAGUGUUCUACAACGGAAACAAGAUGAAUAUCGUAAACUCACGCCAUUCACAUCGCCAGGUCGCUCGGUUGAGGAUCUAACUGCUAUUUCACCACCUGAAAAGGCAAAGGAUAGCAAAGAGCCCAAUGUGGUCGCCGAGGCUGCCAAAGCACUUGAGAAGAAACUCCAAAAGAGCGAGGACCUAGCCCCAAAUCCUGUUGCUAAAGCAGAAGACGAGGUCAAACCAAUCAAGACUAGACUAGCCGUCUCGUCUAUGAUCACCUACGUCCACGACCGCAUCCUCACACCUGAAAUGACGCGUGCGAUGAUCAUCCUAUACAUCGGACCCCACCAUCGCCCUGACUUCAACACCGAUUUCCUUCUGUCUCCUGUCCUGGCCCCAGAUGCUUUACUUGCCCGCUUCCCGAAAACAUAUAUCAUGACUGGAGAGCGAGAUCCUUUGGUUGAUGACACAGUCAUAUUUGCUGGAAGACUGCGCCAAGCAAAGCUGCAUCAGUUCCGCGAGCGCCAGGAUCUGGGAUUGGAGAGGUCUAAACGCCCUUUCAACGAGAGAAACUACGUCGAGAUUUCUCUGAUCCCUGGAAUUUCACACGGAUUCAUGCAGAUGGCUGGCUUCUUCCCCGACGCGUGGAAGUAUAUCCAUCGCAGUGCGGACUGGCUUGAAACUCUGUUCCAGAAUAUCAAGACAGACGACUUCGAGGUGGAUGUGCUUUACCCUGGUCGGGAUGUGAAUGCUGCGAAUGCUAAUCCUUCCCUUAAAUGGUCUGGGCGUACAGAAAACAAAGCGCAUGCUCCAAACGAUGGACGUAACCACAAUCGCAAAUUCACCGGCGAGUCCUCGGGUGAUGACGAUCAACCAUUGGAAAUGACCAUGAGCAAAAUCACACCCGUUGCUGGCAGCGAGGCUGCGUCUACAUCGAAGGCUGAACACCGCACGCGUCGGAGGAGAUCACAUUCCUCUUUUGCUUCCUCGCGAGUCACUGGUUUUACAUCAUUGGCAGAUGAUCGCAACGCCAAAGACGAUUUCAUCGCUAAGCUCCGAUGCUUGCAGCGAGCGGGUCGUUCGCAGGAUACUUUCGAUCCCGAUGAGACAAAUAGUGCGCCUGAAAGUCCUGUUCGUCCGAGAGGACGGAGCAUUGCUUCUCUUGAUAGCGAAGAGGAUCUGCUAGAUCGUCGGAUGAAUGGACUCGCUGGUGGGUUGAUGGGGAUUGGGGAAGGGGCUCAGACUCCCGGGCUGUGA
This is a messenger RNA of Penicillium robsamsonii, 2079 nucleotides long. Its product is annotated as putative lipase. The record is from RefSeq and is a predicted model, not a curated record. Gene Ontology annotation, cellular component: cytosol. Lineage: Eukaryota; Fungi; Ascomycota; Eurotiomycetes; Eurotiales; Aspergillaceae. Gene Ontology annotation, biological process: triglyceride catabolic process. Gene Ontology annotation, molecular function: triacylglycerol lipase activity; sterol ester esterase activity. The transcript has a single exon. Bases 1 to 2079 code for a protein of 692 amino acids.